AUGGUUGCUGCAAAGUCGCGUUCUCCUAACCAAGCUCGACAAACGUCGAAGCGUAACUCCACUCUACGAAAGUCGAUCGCCAAAAGAAGUGGUGAAGGUUGCUCUCUUCCUUAUCAGUUUGAUUUCGCUCCAUGUAUUAUAAAUGAAUUUAUUACGAACGAAGUUGAACGAUCUAAAUCAGAAGUAACUGAAAAACGGUAUCUCAGGAAAGAGUCCAGUCUAAGUAGGAAAAACCAGUUAGAUACAAUGGAUGAACGAUCUACAGAUAAGCAAAGCGUCACUGUGGAAAGGGAUGACAGCGUUCAAGACGUAGAAACUAGUAGCUUAUCAAGGGUUCAAGAAUUUGUGCCAGAGCGACUUAAAGGAGGAGACGUUUCAGGAAAAAAGCUUUCAGUUGAUAAAAAAACAGUGGAAGCUUUCCAGCUUAGCUCAGAAAAAAUUGGAGCACUUGAAAAGUUACUAGAUGUGGACCCGGAUACAAAUAAAAAGAAGAAAUGGGAACGAACAGAAAGUCUUUUCAAACGUCUAAGUAUUCCGAAAUAUAUGGCACCUGAAAAGAAAUACCACCCAUUGAUUCGCCGUACCAGUAGAUCGGUAUGCAAUAACCUUGACUUUUUACUCGUAAAUGCAACAGCUGGAAGUUUAGAACUAGGGAAUGCACUGAGGCGAGAAAACGAUACGUUGCAAGUGAAUACUUUCAUGAAUGUAGCCGUAAGUUUAUAUCAAAAAGUAGAGAUGGUUGUUGUAGAACUAGCUGAAGAUUUGCUGCUAAGAGGAGAUUCUGGAGCAAAGGAUAGGGGGAGAACUAGAGUUGUCGUCAUAGAAGUUGUUGUAACUUGUUCAGUUCGUAUUUCGUAG
This is a messenger RNA of Enterobius vermicularis (human pinworm), 858 nucleotides long. Lineage: Eukaryota; Metazoa; Nematoda; Chromadorea; Rhabditida; Oxyuridae. The record is from the annotation of a GenBank genome assembly.